This is a messenger RNA of Leucoraja erinaceus (little skate), 3235 nucleotides long. RefSeq names its product olfactomedin-4-like. The transcript is spliced from 5 exons. Lineage: Eukaryota; Metazoa; Chordata; Chondrichthyes; Rajiformes; Rajidae. The coding region runs from base 181 to 1548 and encodes 455 amino acids. The record is from RefSeq and is a predicted model, not a curated record. Gene Ontology annotation, biological process: signal transduction.
AGGGAAUCUGGCAUUGUCACCCCGCUAACGGGUUAGCACGCGGCAACAGCUCUUCGUGUGACGAUAAACUAAACUCAAACGCUUCCGUUUCCAUUCUGUGCGGUUCCCUGACUUCCUGAAGGGCUGGAUAUCUGAUCUCUCCUGCAACUCCUCCUUGUGCAGGUGAACAGGGAAGGCAUAAUGGCGAAAUGGUUCCUGCUGCUGCUUGUGGCCAUCUUGGAGACCUCUGCCCAGAUCUCCACUUCGAAGGCCUUCAAUGGGACAGUUAACAGUGACCUAGUGUGUGUGUGCUCAGUGACACUGCCCGACACUACGUUCCCAGCGGAUAAAAUGGAAUAUCUGAUAGAAACCACAUCGGAACUCAAUAUCAGCGUCCAGGCAGAGUACACCAAGGUGAAGGAAUAUGGACAGACUCUGUCGGUGUAUGCGUCCAGGCUGGUGAACCUGACCCAGCGUGUGGAGAACAUCGAAACCGGGGGCUCCUACACCCAGCUCGACUUUGAGCUGCUCAAGCUGGAGAUACGAGAGCUGGUGGCCCUCACCUCCCAGCUGAAGGACUUGCUCAACGGGAGCAACACCAUCAUCGACCAGCUCUACGAAGAGAUCGAGAAUAUGUCCCUCAUCGUCCACCAGCUGGAAUCGUACGACAGGAACAACGUGCUGCAAAUCCGCAAGGACAUGGCAGCCCUGCGGGAACGGCUGGAGGAGUGUGAGCGUGACCAGGCCGUGACCCCUCCGCCCAUCGACUACGGGAGCUGCAAACAUGGCGGCCUCCUCACAGUCACCGAACCUUUCAUUGUGCAACAGAACUGGAUGGGGUCGAGUUACCCAUAUGGAGCUUGGGGGAAAGACCCCGUACAAGAGCAAUAUUUUGUGGUGGCCUCCACUGUGGAAUCUUCAUUUCAAACCUUCCGCUUCUACCCCUCUUAUGACGAUUUACUGCUCUACCAAAAUUGGACUGAAAGAAACCUUGGGUAUUCUAGCUAUUACAACAGAGCACAGGGGGCUGGGAUGGUCUUGUACAAUAACUCUGUGUACUACAACUGUUACAAUGGCAGGAAUAUCUGCAGGUAUAACAUAGACACAGGGGCCAUAGAUAAACGGAUCCUGGCUAAUGCGGCCUACAAUAACAGGUUCUCCUACUACAACGUUAAGUACCAGGACAUGGACUUUGCUGUCGAUGAAACAGGCCUUUGGGUCAUUUACUCCACCGAGCAGCAUGCCGGGCGUAUCCUUCUUAGCAAAAUCAACACGGAGGACUUCACUGUUGGGAGGACCUGGGUCACCGAACAGUUCAAGCCCAGCGUCACCAACGCCUUCAUGAUCUGUGGGGUACUGUACGCCCUCAGGCCUGUGGGCACACAGACGGAGGAGAUCUUCUACACGUUCGACACCAGGACCGGUGAGGAAGGUGAGGCCACUGUAAGGAUGGAGAAGGUGAUGGAGACACUGCGCAGUGUCAGCUACAACCCGUCCGACCACAAGCUGUACGUGUACAAUGACGGCUAUCUGGUGUCCUAUGACGUGACCUUUAAACCGGAUCAAUAAUCGGCCGUCAGUCGAAGUGUAAUACCUAUAGACUCCGACUUUUUCUGAUCGAUUCUGAUUGACUUUUUCACGCUAAGGGUGGCGGGUGAAUGGAACAAGCUGCCAGAGGAGGCAGUUGAGGCAGGGACUAUCCCAACCUUUAAGAAGCAGUUAGGCAGACACAUGGAAAGGCCAGGUUUGUCCUCUCCACAUCCACUCUAUCCAGGCCUUUCACUAUUCUAUUAUAGUGUCGAUAGGGCAGGUUUGGAGGGAUAUGGACCAAACGCUGACAGGUGGGACUAGUAUAGCUGGGACAUGUAGGCACCAAGUUGGGCCGAAGGGCCAGUUUCCAUGCUGUAUCACUCUAUGACGAUGAACCUGGGUAGAACAUCAGAGACUUAAAGCUGAAUUUCUGCAGCUGAAUUUAUUUGGGAUAUAUUUAAAUUCCAAUUUAACAUCAAAGUUGAAGUGGCCAAACCAAUGAUCUUGACAUCUAGAAUCGGCCUGCUUCAUCCAAGGUCCAAUUAAUACUGCUUUAAAAUGUCCUGGUCACAUCAUAUUAGAGAUGUUUAGUUCAACCUAACUCGUGCUGUGACUGUCUCACUGUUGGGGUCAGCAUGGAAACAGGCCCUUUGGCCCAACUUGCCCACACCGACCCAACAUGUCCCAUCUACACUAGUUCCACCUGCCCAUGCCUGGCCCAUAUCCCUCUAAACCUGUCCUAUCUAUGUACCUGAACAAAAUGCCCCUUAAACUCUAUUAUAGUAUCUGCCUCAACACCUCGUUCCAUAUACACACCACCCUUUGUGUAAAAAAGUUACCCCUGGAGUUCGUAUUAAAUCAUUCCCCCUUCAACUUAAACCCAUAUCUGCUUAUUCUCGAUUCCCCUACUCUGGGUAAAAGACUAUCACAAUCACAAUGUUUAUGAAGGAACUACAGAUGCUGGAAAAAUCUAAAAUAGGCCAAAAUGCUGGAGAAACUCAGUGGGUGAGGCAGCAUCUAUGGUCGAGACCCGAAACGUCACCUAUUCCUUUGCUUCCUCACCUGCUGAGUUUCUCCAGCAUUUUUGUCCACCACAGUCACAUUCAUACUUUAUUAGCCAAGUAUGUUUUUGCAACUUACGAGGAAUUUAAUUUGCCAAGUCAGUCAUCCAAAUAAAAAGCAACAAAAGACACAAAACACAUUUUAACACAAACAUCCACCACAGUGACUCCUCCACAUUCCUCACUGUGAUGGAAGGCAGAAAAAAAAGUUCAAAUCGCUUCCCUUCUUUGCUCUGUGCAUUUACCCGAUCCUUUCCUCUCCUCUCGUGAUCUUGUACACCUCUACAAGAUCACCCCUCAUCCUCCUGCGCUCCAAGGAAUAAAGUCCCAGCCCGCUCAACCUUCCCUUACAGCUCAGUCCCUCAGCAUCCUCGUGAGUCUUCUUCUCACCUUUUCCAGUUUGACAACAUCUUAUAGAGGUAUAAGAUGUCUACCUUAUAGAGGUACCAAGGUCUAAGCGGAAGCUCAGAGGGGAUAGAGCCUUUUCUGUUGCUGCUCCGGCACUCUGGAACACCUUGCCGUUGCACAUCACACUGUCCAUCUUCAAAUCCACCCUAAAAACUAAUUUUUAUUCUCUGGCUUUCGACACUGGCUGAGACAUUGCUCCUGUUUUUAGUGCUUUUAAUGUCUUUUAAUUUUUACUGUUUUAUAGUCCUUUGUUUUAC